UACUCUAACAAGGCAAGGUAAAAAACACAGAGGAACCUCCAUUGCUACCAUAUAUUGAAUUCACAUAUUGCUCAUACACUGCUAAGGCUGGUUCGUUACGUGAGAAACCAGCCAUGGCUAGGAAUGUGUGGAUUGUGGUGGUGGUGGCGGUCGCCGUAGGGUUUGCUGCUUCGAGCCAUUGUGCAGGCCCCGAAUCGGAUGCGAAUUCGGGAUCAUAUCCGAAUGCGGUUGACAGUGGCACAACUAGCUAUGACAGAGACUCUGAAUGCAUUUUGUCUUUGCUACCAUGCAAGGCCUUCCUGAACACAACGGAGCCUCCGUCAUCGGCGUGCUGCAUUCCUUUGAAGAAGAGCAUUGAAACCAAUGCCGUUUGCCUCUGCCACCUUAUCCACAAUACUCCCCUUUUCAUCUCCAUCAAUGGUAACCAGACUAUGGCCCUGGAGAUGCCUAAGCGUUGCCGCCUCAUCGACGAUGUCUCCUUGUGCGAUAAGAUAUUAGCCAUGGACUCAAGCUCCAAUUCGCCCCUUGCUGUGAUGAAAGCUCUUCCUAAAGAAGGUAUGAAGGGCUCUUCGGAUGCGAGCAAGGCCCCUUCUAAGGCCCCCUUUGGUUUGCUUCUGUCCCUCGCAUGGGCCUGCAUAUGUCUCAUCCACUCUUGCCCUUAAACAUACACAAUGUUUAUUUGCACUUUUUUUUUACUUUUUUUUUUUGAGAAUGGGUUGGGACCUUAGCGGUAGUAUGGUCGAGCUCCAUGAUGAAUUCUUGAAUUUUAUUCUCACCAAAGAGUAAGGGCCCAAAUCCCCAUUGACUGUCCUUUUUUUUUA
Messenger RNA from Amborella trichopoda, 821 nucleotides. Its product is annotated as non-specific lipid transfer protein GPI-anchored 26. Lineage: Eukaryota; Viridiplantae; Streptophyta; Magnoliopsida; Amborellales; Amborellaceae. The record is from RefSeq and is a predicted model, not a curated record.